Messenger RNA from Lingula anatina, 2262 nucleotides. RefSeq lists its product as uncharacterized. Gene Ontology annotation, biological process: purine nucleotide biosynthetic process; 5-phosphoribose 1-diphosphate biosynthetic process. NCBI's taxonomy places the organism in Eukaryota, Metazoa, Brachiopoda, Lingulata, Lingulida, Lingulidae. Gene Ontology annotation, molecular function: magnesium ion binding. The record is from RefSeq and is a predicted model, not a curated record. Gene Ontology annotation, cellular component: ribose phosphate diphosphokinase complex; cytoplasm.
CAGGGACAAGAAGUGCCCAGAAGGAAGAUUGAGCUGAAGAAAAGCAUCCGAUGGAAAACGUUUCCAGAUGGCUUCCCAAACCUCUUCAUUGAAGAAGUCAAGACAAUGGCUGGCAAAGAUGUGAUAUUUCUUGGCAGUUUUCACUCUGCUGAAGUGAUAUUUGAACAGUUGUCAAUAGUGUAUGCAUUACCAAGGUAUUUAGCCAGAUCCCUAACUUUCAUUCUGCCAUACUUUCCCACAGCAACCAUGGAGCGAGUGGAGAUGGAGGGAGAGAUUGCCACUGCUAAGACUCUGUCCACCAUGUUGUCCUGCAUUCCGCUGUGUAGCAGAGGACCUCCACACAUCAUGGUGUUUGACAUCCACGCUCUGCAGGAGAGAUUCUACUUUGGGAACUCUGUCAUACCUAGAUUAGAAACGGCGAUUCCACUGUUGCAGAGGGAAGUCCAGUCUCUGCCAGAUCAUCAGAAUAUCUCCAUUGCCUUUCCUGACGAUGGUGCCCACAAACGAUUUCAUCGAAUGUUUGACAAGAUGAACACCAUUAUAUGUGUCAAGGUCAGAGAGGGCGACAAGAGGGUCAUCAGGAUCAAAGAUGGUAACCCCAAAGACCAACACGUGGUAAUAGUGGACGACCUGGUGAUGACUGGAGGGACGCUUAAAGAGUGUGGAAAGGCACUUAUGAAUCAAGGCGCCAAGUGUAUCAGUGCCUACGUGACGCAUGCAGUAUUUCCUAGCGAUUCCUGGAAAAAAUUCACGCAAUCGGAUGUCAAGUUUGAGAACUUCUGGAUUACGGACUCUAUGCCACACGCUAAUGACAUUGCCAAGCAUGAACCAUUCCGAUUGCUGUCGAUAUGUGACGUUAUAGCUGACUCUCUACUGGGAUAUGAUUUAUUGCAGAAUUGAUUGACAGGAGCUGGGAAUUCUGGGACUGGUUUCACAAAAAGCUUUAGCCCCAAAAGUUGGUCUUAACUUUUAGGCUAAAAUUUAAGUCUACUCUGCCCUAUGCUAAAUCCAUAGUAGACUGCUAUAAAGAAUGCAUAUUAGUGUGAAAUGUUUGACAUUCAUUGCUUGUUAUAAAAAACAGCUAAAAUAUUAUAUUUUAUUAGAUUUUCACCAGUUAAUCCUUGGACAUGGUCUAAAAUUUGGGUAUAGAAAUUAAGACAUAUUUUGGAUCAUGACCAAUUAAGUUGUGUUUCACAAACACUCUAAAAAGCCUUCUUACUGUGUUUUUAUUUAUUUAUGUGCUCAUUUACUUGCUUUUUAACUGAAUCACAAUAGCAAAAUGUGUUCCUUUCAUCAAUGUGUUUUUACUCUCCCAGUGGUGACAAUAGCCCAUUUGGGAAUAUAAGCUACAUUUAUUGUGAGCCAGUUGUUCAUGAUUUAAAACGCUUUUAGACUGGGUGGACAUAAAGUUGAGGGCUGUCUAUUGAGACUAUCCCAGAAAAGCCUAAAACAUGGCUGAUGGCAGCAUGAUGGCACUGGAGACUAGAAAAAAUGCAAGAAUUUGGAUGAAGUGGGCUGAUUUUUAAGUGAAAGGUGUUUAUGCUGAUUUCACAAGUUUUUUUUUUAAACACUUUUUGUGAAACAACUCCCAUGACUCAUACAGUUCACUGAAAAUUAUCAGUAAAAUCCCAAGGGCUUAAAAAGCCUUUUAAAAGUGAUGCAGAUUUUCAUUGCUGCAUACUCACAGGAAUGAUUUGAAACGUGGAUAGUUCGUUCUUGCAAUUGUUGCUAAAAUAGAUUAAAUGGGACAUGGUUUUCAUAUGCAAACAUGUGGCAGCUUUUUUUUUUUUUUUAAUAUUUAUCACACAAUUAAUAUGGGCAUUGAGAUUAUAAUGCAUCAUGGAAGCUGAGGAAGAAUUAGCUGAUAUGUCCAGGGUUUUGUUGAGAGGUUGGUACACAAAAUGUAGCCCUGGAUUGCUUGGUUAAAACAGAUAACAAGGAGAGUUUUACUGUAAUAGUACUUGGUUUUGUAUUUUUUCUUUGUUAUACUUUUUGGGGGUGAGGGGAGAUAGGGGAACCUCUAAAGCUAAGGAGGUUGAUUCCUAUUAUUUUGAUGGAUCCAUCAUCAGAAUCAUUGCCAUUUUAGUUAAUUUUAUGUAACUGAACAUAAUUGUCGGUUGAAUAUAUGUUUGAAGUUAACUGAGAUUGUUAUUUCAUAGGUAAUGUAUGUAUUAUAAAAUUGUGUUACACAGGUAAUGUUUAAUAAAUGUCAAUAAUUUGUCAUGGUAUUGAAAUUUUUUUUAAUACUUAAAAUUAAUUAAA